AUGCAAAAGAAAUCUUCUUCUUCUUCCAUUCAUAUUUCUCCCAUCAUUUUUCAUGGCAAAGAUGCUCAUUCGUGUGGUUACUGUAAAACAUUGGAUGAGGAAUCGGAUCGGUACAUGAGAACUCCUGAUACUUCAGUUAGUAUUGGAUUUCAUGUUUAUCAAGUACCUUCCAAUAUUUAUGAACAAAUGAUGUAUCGGAAUAUGAGAAGAUGUGGUGAUUAUUAUUAUCAACCGGUUAACAAUGAAACAUGUUGUCCACAGUAUGCCAUUCGAUUAAACACAUUGGAAUUUAAGAUGAACAAGAAACAAUCAAAGGUUCUGAAAAGAAUGAAGAAAUAUUUAGAAACUGGUGUGGUUCAUCAUCAAAAUGAUGAUGAUAAUCAAGAACAAGUUUCCGGACACGACACCAAGAAGAGAAAAGUUGAUGAAAAUGAUCACAAGCUGCUCGGACAGCUCUCUGAAUCGUUGCAAUCACUCUUGAAGGACAAUAUCGAAAAGUUUAUCAAAUUCUUUGAUGGAGUUGUCAAUCAAGAAGAGUUGAGACAACAAUUAACAGAAUUAUUUCAAAAGCAAACAUUCCAAAAAAGCCAGAGAAGUUCAAAUACAUUCUCGUGUGGAAUUGCAUUUGCUUUGUUUGGCUUAUCGAAAAAGUUGAAAUGCAAUACCGUUUGUGACAAGAAGGAUUUUGGGUCAGAAGUUGCUUCAAUUCUUUUGCAAAGCAAUUGGGAGCAAACUUUUGAUGUUAAUAUUCAGGUGGAAAAUAAUGGAUAUAUUAAUGUGACAUUGAAACAUCCAAGCACAGAAAAUGCAUCUUCAAAAGGCAAAAGGGAGCAAAGCAAGCAAGCCCAAUCAUCACAGCCACAAUCAGCCCAACCAAAAACAUUGACAACAGUACUUCUAGACUCCAGUUACAGAGCAGAAGAGUACAAAGUCUAUCAAAAAUAUCAAAAAACUAUUCACAAAGAAGAAACUACAGAGAAGGGUUAUGAGAGAUUUUUAUGUAAAUCUAGUUUGUUAGAUAUGGACACCCAAAGCAGCUCUCCCGAAAAACCAUUGAAGGGAUAUGGAACUUUUCACCUUCAAUAUAGAAUUGAUGAUCAACUUGUUGCAGUGAGCGUAUUGGAUGUUUUACCAACUGGCCUUAGCUCAGUAUAUUUCUUCUAUGAUCCAGACUAUUCACAUUUGUCUCUUGGAGUUUACUCAGUUUUGAACGAAAUUGAAAUGUUGCAAAAGGAAAGUAUCAAAUUUCCACAAUUCAAGUACAUGUAUCUUGGUUUCUACAUUCAUUCAUGCAAAAAGAUGAGAUACAAGGGCGAAUAUUAUCCCUCUGAGCUACUUUGUAAUGAAACUUUUACAUGGGUUCCACUUGACAAAUCACUUUCCUCCAAAUUAGAUCAACACAAAUAUUUUAAAUUUAAUGAGCAAGCGGAAACAGUAAGAAAUGUGGACUUUCCUGAAACGAAUGGACUUUACUUGUUUGUGAGCGGUCAAAUUCUUCCAUUCACACUAGGCACGUCUAUUCUUCCAUUGACCAAGAGUGCCUUGCAGAAGAUAAAUCUUUUCAAACGGACUUUUGGAAAACAGUUGGCUUUAGAAAGUGGUUUUGCCUAUUAUGUGGGUGAAGAGGAUUUAGAGGAUGGUGACGAAGAAGAUGACGAAGAUGAAGAGUAA
Naegleria fowleri is the source of this 1671-nucleotide messenger RNA. RefSeq lists its product as uncharacterized. Gene Ontology annotation, molecular function: arginyl-tRNA--protein transferase activity. The record is from RefSeq and is a predicted model, not a curated record. Gene Ontology annotation, cellular component: cytoplasm. The transcript has a single exon. The coding region runs from base 1 to 1671 and encodes 556 amino acids. NCBI's taxonomy places the organism in Eukaryota, Heterolobosea, Eutetramitea, Acrasida, Naegleriidae. Gene Ontology annotation, biological process: protein arginylation.